UUUACUAUAUUAACUACUCGACUGCAUAGCAUCAAACCUUUAGUUGAAACAUUCGUCAAAAACAUGACGUGCUUAACAGCGUCGAAAUUAAUUAUUCCUUUUGUAAGAAAGUCUUGUAUUUGUUAACUCAACUUAAUAAAAUAUUAACAUUCUUAACAUUAAUUGAAUUGAAGGCCCUGAUACUUCUGACACAAUGCAAUAAAACAGAUGCAGGUUCGCUGUCUGACAUAAUGCGAUCGAUUUUGGACGUAUUGAAAAGCAUCGAAGGUCUGUUAAAAGAUGAUUCCAUAUCACUUGAUAGCAAAUCCAAGUAUGAUUCCAGAAUUGAUCAAAGUCAAUCGGGUCAAAACGAUAUUUCAUCGACAAAUGAAAAAAUUAAUAUAAUUAUCAACGAUACCUCAUUGCUAGUAAAACCUGAUGAAGAUAAAAAAGAAAAUUCUACCGAUACCAUCUAUGUUGAAGGCGGUUUGUCCAGAAGAAGCUUUGCUGGAAAGGGAGAUAAAAGUGGCGAUCGACACAAAACCUCAAAAAUGCGAACCAAAAUACAAAAAGAAAGUGAUGAAGAAGAAAUGGACGAUUCUGUGGAACAUAAUACAAGCAAUGAUGAAGAGAAUAAUAACUUGCCUGAAGGCGACAGUACCACCGAUAAUCACGAAAAUGAAAGCGAAAGUGAUAAUGACAAUGAUGAAGUAGCUGCACGUCUGUUUGAAGAGUCCGAUGAGUUGAAAAUGUAAAAUUAUACAAUACAUUUGGCUAUGUCUAUAAAGUGCUCUGCAGGUGGAAAUUGUUAUUUUUAUAAAUUAUUUAUCACUCCUGAAAUGUUUUCAGAAAGAAUUUCACAUAUUUAUCAAGACUCUGUGCAAAUUUGUACAGAAUCAAGUGUAAUUUUGAUUACAUUAAUCGUCAUUAUUUGAACGUACUAUAGGGGAACGUUUCGCAUUAGCAAAUAGUGCGAUGAAAAGAAUUGGCACCUCGCACGACAGGUAAUUUUAUGCUUUGAUAUCAAUUUUGAUUGCGGAUUACGAUUUGAAUUCGUCGUUAUACCCUUGGCUUUCAUUUAUCGAGCUAUUAAUCACAUCUGAUUAAUGAUUAAAACAGUAUAUAGUUAAAAACUAUUGUAUUAAAUAAUACAAAUUUUACCUACGCUAUUAGACGUAUUUUACGAAUAACUAAUUACUGCAGUUAAUCAUCUUUUUCUCUUAUAAAUAAUAAUAAAACGGAUAUCAAUAUAUAGAAACGGCAUUAAAUUGACAAAUGACGCGUUAAAAUACAGUAAGGGCAUAUUCGUCAUAGACUCUGUAAAUUUUCCCAAAAUGUGAUACAUCCAAAGAACAGAAAUAUCAAACAAAGAAACCACUCCGGAUUUGCACUGCGGAACGAGAUUUCGCUAAAUGAGCGACGGGCUUGAAAUUGGCUAAUUUCCGAUCCUUCAUCGCUCUGCAUUCACAUGCCAACUCCGCAAGGUAAGUAUAAAAUAAAACACAAACUUUACAGACGAUCGCGGUACUUUUAAUUUGUUGCAGAGCGUCUGAGAAAACACGAUGACUUCGUCCGCGUUAAUCUUCCUCUUGACUUUAGGCAUCAUUGCCAGUGGUAUAAUUCCAGCCGAUUCCCGCUACAGGGGACCAGCCAAGCAAAAGAAAUCAGUGGCCCGCCGUGAGUUAGAAGAAUCAGUGGAGUCAGACGCCCAAAUCCCUCCCGAUAUCCAGAACUCGCCAAAAGCCAUCAACGAGUCUCGACUACCGAUCUCCAAGUCCUUGGCCCGGAAACUCAGCGAGAUGCUGACGAUCGCGGUAGCCGAGGCCGUGGCUCAGGUCGUCGAGGACGAACCUACCAAGUUAACGGCUUGUACGGCCCUGUUCCGUCGCCGUAACUACAAUAGCAACGUUAAUCAGAACUACAACUACAACACCAAUACCAACGCCAACUACAGAGGUCUUAUGAAACCAGUUUCACCACCGGCACCGGUUGCACCGCCUCCUGAAGAGCAGGAACAGGUGGACGACGAGAUUUCGGAAGAAGAAGACUCGAUCGAGGCACAAGUAUCAGAGGAAAGCGAAGAGGAAGAUGACUCCGACACUAUAGAAGAACCAAGUAUGGAGGAUGAACAACGCGAUAUCAAGUUACCAAAAGAUCUACUUGCAAAACUGAAAUCAAAAUCUCUUGUGAGGAGGCCAAGACCACCAAUCAGGUCAAAGAAUAAGAAUAAAAAUGUCAACGUAAAUACGAACACUAAUAUUUUGAGCUUCCGCAAAGACGAUUCAAACAGGAACGAGGUUGCUACCAGCGAAGAGACCGAUGAUGCCACGACUGCGAUGCCUAAACCGGAGACUAAAACAAACGCUCGUCGUCGGAUGAGACAUAAUUAAACGCUUUAUGCGUAAUUUAUCAAGAUUUCAUUACGGGAAUAUGUAAAUGCGCCGAAAAUUUAUUAUAAUAAAAAAUAACGAAUAAAAUAUCUCAACGUGUUUUACAAUCAA
This is a messenger RNA of Nasonia vitripennis (jewel wasp), 2480 nucleotides long. RefSeq lists its product as uncharacterized. The transcript has 6 exons. NCBI's taxonomy places the organism in Eukaryota, Metazoa, Arthropoda, Insecta, Hymenoptera, Pteromalidae. The record is from RefSeq and is a predicted model, not a curated record. The coding region runs from base 1542 to 2369 and encodes 275 amino acids.